Messenger RNA from Drepanopeziza brunnea f. sp. 'multigermtubi' MB_m1, 492 nucleotides. The record is from RefSeq and is a predicted model, not a curated record. Lineage: Eukaryota; Fungi; Ascomycota; Leotiomycetes; Helotiales; Drepanopezizaceae.
AUGGUUAGUCACUCCGUCCCACUCGCUGCCCAAUGGUCCCUCACCACUACGAACGCCUGCAACUUCACCACUUCGAGGCACGCCGCGAACAUGACUGGUCCAAUCCUGCAGGAGAUUGACUGGAAGCUUUCACAGAGCCAGGCAGUCCUUCUACAACCACACCCCGCCGGCACCAACCAUGCAAAGUGCUUCGAGGGCGGAAAAAUCCAGGCGAAGGGAGGAGUCGAUACGGAUGCGGCCCCUUCCGCACCUGCAAAACCUUUCGUGCUCCUGACGGCACGUCCAUGCUGGAAUGCGGCAAUUGCCGGUGGCAGCACAAGGUGUGCGAAAAGAGGAGAGGCACGUAGAGGCAAAGCUGGUGGAGGUGACGGUGGUGGCAGCAAGACACAAGCUGUGGCUCUGCCGGUGCUGCCGAUACUGCUGCUGCUGCCAAUUCUGCUAGUGCUGCCAAUGCUUGCUGUUGCUAGCAGCCAGGCUGCUGUUGCCGCCUAA